AUGGCAACGUACGGUGAUACAUUAAAUCAAACAUUUCCUAGAUUAUCAUCAAAUGGAGAUGAUGAAUUAUAUCGUACGUUUCAUACUCCAUCAUGUAAUACAAAAUCAACUGGUUUCAAUUUUGAACAACAGUUUUUGUUUGAUAAUGCAUUUCAUUCAAUAACAUAUCAACCAACAACUGUAUCAUGUCAACAAAUGACAACUGAACAUCUUGAUCGUUUAUGUUAUUCUCCUAAACUAGUAUUUUCUCCUCGUUUUACUUCUCAACCACCACAACCACAACCACAACCACAACAACAAAUAUCAUCAUUAAAUACGAAUCGUUUAAAUCCAUUUCGAGCAUUUCUCAUUGUCAAUCGUUUAACAUCAUCAAUCAUAAGUGUUAAUCGACAAGCUUGUGAAUAUUUUUGGUAUACAGAAAAUGAACUUAAAACUAAAACAAUUGAUAAUUUGAUCCUUGAUGAAAAAUCUUCAUCUGUUAUAGCAGAUUCAUUUUUAAGUCAACAAAGUGGACAAACAAAAAUUCUUGCUGGAAAAAUUGUUUAUGUUCUACUUGGUACCGGUGAACGUGCUCGUUUUUCAUUAUUUAUACAAGAUCUUGAUGGUGAUGAAAUACCAUUACGUUUUUAUGCAUUUGAACCUAUACAUAUAAUGCAAGCAAAAAUAACUUGUGAUAAACAAGGUUUAAUUCUAUCAUCAGAUCAUAAUUUUUCUAUCUUAUUUCAUAAUACAAUGAUUGAUAAUAAUCAUUUAAAUGACAAUCAUCAUAUUGGAGAUUUUAUUCCAACAUUAAAAGAUGAAUUAAAAUUUAAACAAUUAUUAACACAUCGAACAUAUCGAACAACGGGAUUAUUAAAUAAUGAAAAAAAUUUAUUUAUUCCAUUAAUGAUAACUAUAUCGAAAAAUAAUGAAGAUAAUAUUCAAUUAAUUUUAUCAAUUAUGUUAAAUAUAAGUGGAUUAAUUAUGUUAGAUGAAACAUAUACUAUUCGUGCAUAUAAUCCUUAUUUUAUUCAAUGUUUACUUGGAUAUCGUUCACUUGAUUUAAUUAAUCAUCAUAUAACUGAAAUACUCCCAGAAUUCAAUGAAUUAAAUGGUACACAAUCAAAUAAUCUUUCAAUCAGUACAAAUAAUGAUCAUGAAGAUGAAAAUCUUUCACGUCAAUCAUUAGCUGGUGAUGACGAAUUAAGUAAAAGUGAUGGUUCAUCAAAUACACUGAAUGAUUCAUCAAUUGAAACAACACCACAAUCAUCUCGAGUAUUUCAUUCAAUCGAAAAUAAAAUUCUUAAUGAAAAAUCACAAAUAAAUACGUUACCUAUUGAUAAACGAUUAACAAGCGGUAGAUUAUCAUCAUUUAAAACUACAUCAACACCAGUAGCAAAAUCAACAAUAAAAUCCGAUAUUAAAAUUGAUAUGGAUGAACACACAGCCUUUUUACAAACAAUAGGUAAACAUAAAAAUGGAACAUUUAUUGGUGUUAUUUAUUCAUUACGUCGUAUUGAUUUAUCUGAUGGAACAUAUCGUUAUUGUAUGUGGUUAUCACGUGAUAAUACUGAUCCACAUUUAAUUGAAAUGCAAAAAAUGCUUGAUCAUAAUCAAUCAAUAAUACCAAUAGAUGAUUUAUCAACAUCAUGUUUAAAUAUAUCAUCAUCAAUACAUGAUAAUCAAACAUUUGAUACAAAAUAUAUUAUUACUCGACAACGUGGUCGUGGUGGUUAUGGACAAGUUUAUCUUGGUCAUGAAAAAUCUAAUGAAUCAAAUAAAGUUGUUAUUAAAUUUAUUAAAAAAACUAAAGUUAAAAUUCAUCGAUAUGUUGAAAGUUUUGAACCAAAAAAACGAAUUCUAUUUGAAGUUGCUGUACUUAAACAAUUAAAACAUCCAAAUAUUGUCGAAAUUUUAGAUGCAUUCGAUACAGAUAAUUAUGUUCAAAUGAUAAUGCCAUUACAUGGUCAAGGCAUUGAUUUAUAUGAAUUUAUUGAAAAAGGUGCCAAAAUCGAUGAACCAUUGGCAAGUUAUAUUUUCCGGCAGGUAGUCGAUGCAGUAAGUUAUUUGCAUUGUAAUCAUAUUGCUCACCAAGAUAUUAAAGAUGAAAAUUUAAUAGUCAAUGAACAAUUUCAUAUAAAACUCAUUGAUUUUGGUACAUAUACGAAAUUUUGA
Rotaria sp. Silwood2 is the source of this 2154-nucleotide messenger RNA. Lineage: Eukaryota; Metazoa; Rotifera; Eurotatoria; Philodinida; Philodinidae. The record is from the annotation of a GenBank genome assembly.